Physella acuta is the source of this 2570-nucleotide messenger RNA. RefSeq names its product protein phosphatase 1 regulatory subunit 21. Lineage: Eukaryota; Metazoa; Mollusca; Gastropoda; Physidae. The record is from RefSeq and is a predicted model, not a curated record. Gene Ontology annotation, cellular component: membrane; early endosome.
AGAUGAUUAUUUCCCUUUGAUUUCUUAAAAAUAAUAAUCUGCUUGAUAGCAACUCAAUGAAUAUUCUGUUUCCGGUUAAUAAUAGAGAUGGCCGAUCCACAAGAAAAAUAUCAGAAACUCGCAUUAGAAUAUGCAAAGUUGAAAGCUCAAAUUCCUGUUCUUAAAAAAGCCUACUUGGAUGAGCAAGGAGAAGUGAACCAAUUAAAAGAAAUAUUGAAAGAGCGAGACCAGUCUGUGAGGAAAUAUGAACAAGAAGUUGACAGUUUGACCUUUCGCAAUCAGCAGCUUUCAAAGAGAGUUAUCAUUCUUCAGGAAGAAUUAGAAACAUCAGAAGCUAAUAGCAAAAAGAAACAUAAGAAUAAGUCUGAGCCAUCAACACCUGAUGGUGGAUCCCGGAACGGUGGAGUAAAUGUUUUUAAUGAGGAGCUACAAAACAAGAUUGAGGAAAAUGCUCUGUUGCACAAACAAUUACAAGAACUCUCUGCUCAGUUUGAUAUUCAUGUUAGAGAACUUCAGGCACAGUUAAAGGAAGCUGAAAAUUCUAGAGGACAACAUGAAGAAGUGCUCAGUUCUGCUCAAAAGAGAUCCAAGGAAAUGGUUGAUAGGUUGCAAGAAGAGAAAGCUAUGUUGGAAGUCAAGAUUCAAACAAUGGAGAAUGAACUAAAAGAAUUUCGAGGAAGAUGUGACUUUGCAGAGCAAAAUCUUCUUCUUGUUGAAAAAAGCUUACAAAGUCGUCUCAGUGAAGCUACAAAAAUAAUUGAAGAAAAACUACCAUUUAUUGACACAAAGUUAAAGGAGGUGAAUGGUUUAAAUGUUCCAACCCAUGACAGAAGACAUCAACUGCGGGCAAAAGAAUUGAUUACUCAAGGGGCAAAUCUUGUAGGGGAGUUAACUCUAGGCCUAUCCAAUUUCUUUACUUACAGUGAACAAAGGUCAAAAAUUUACCCAGCUGAUGGCAUCACUGAACCUCUCAGUCCCUUAAAUAUUAAGUUUUGCAAGUAUCUACAUGAAAACAUGCUAUACCUAAAACCAGUGGAACAGUCGCUCAGAGGUUUUGUCAACAAUUUAAAAGAUGACUCACUCACAGUUCUAGAGACAGCAUCAGAACUUCAACCUUUUUCCAACAGUUUUAAACACAUGGUUGCUUAUAUGAACAAACUAUUGCCAUACUAUAUAGCAAGCUUAGAAGAAGAAAAUGCAGUUUCUUCAUGUACGACUACACUCGCAUCCAAAAAUAGAGAUUUGCUCCAAUCUUUAAAGCGCCUCAAUGCAGUAUUUAACAAGAUAAAUACCUAUGUUUUUUUACUUGCUAUACAAAGUUUACAAGGACAAGGUCAUCCACAAGCAUCCCAUGCUAAAUUUUUUUCUGGAAUAUGUAAAUCUCUCAAUGAUCUUCAUGAAGCUGUUAAGGAAGUAUCAAAACAUUAUAACUCUAAGGUAUCAUUGGAACAUCAGCUUCCAACAGCAACGAAGGAACUGAAGAGAACAGACGAAUGUGUUGUAGCAUCUCUUAUAUCUCUUGUAACUAAUACUGGAAAGAUGGCAGCUUUUAUGUCGGGAAAUUUAGAAUUUUUCAUCCAGCCAGCUGGUUACAGAACCAGAGGAAGUAGUAUAAACUCAGAGGUCAGAGCAGAGGGACCAAGGUCACAUCCUGCUGUCAACAGCUUCAGACAACGGGCAGCCCAUUUUCUUGCAUCAGUAACUAAGUCGCCUCAAGAAACUGUACCUUACUGUGCCGCAGUGCAAAACAGAAAGACUUUGUACAGUUCUGCAGAGAGCAAAGAGAGCUUAGCAAAACAGAUUACAGUUUUCCAGCAAAAGCUCACUAAACUUGAACAAGAAAAAGAACAUUAUUUAUUGGAAUUACAACUGUUGAAGAUCAAGUUUGAAAAUGAACAAGUGAAAACUAAACAGCUGGAAAAAGAAAUUGACCUUGUUCGGGCGAGCUCUAGUGGGAUCAGCAGUGUGACAGGCGCCAGCUCGUUAGAAGAUCAUAUAGAAAAGUUGACUCUUCCAUCUGACCUCAGCACUAGAUCAGAUUCUGUCAAUAGUUCCUCUUAUCUGGACACCAGCAUGCUUGGCCAAGUGGAAACAACAGGUUCUGUUGUAAGAAAUGACAUAGACACCAGAGAACAGUUAAUAAUGAGUCACUACAAUUCUAGGAUCAAUGAACUUACUCUCCAAUUACAGCAAGCUGACAGCAAGGCUGUUAAUUUCCAUGCAGAGGUUCGUGCCUUGCAUAAACAAUUAAAAAUAGCUGAGAAAGCUAAAGAAAUUGGACAAGAAGAAUUGAGACUGGUCAAUCAGAAUUUAGCUCACCUCAAGGAUGAGCUACAGACAACAACUCGCAGUUAUGAAGGCCAGCUAAGUAUGAUGAGUGAACAUCUGGCAGGCAUGAAUGAAAAGCUUGCCCAACAAAAAGAUGAAAUUGAUGAACUUAAGCAACAGCAAGCUCAAAAAGGAUCAUCAUCUAAGAUAUUGAAGAAAUCAAAGAAAUAAUAAUCGUCGCCAACAUGCUCAUGUCUUUGUUAGACAGUUGAUAAAAAUUGUUCACAUUCAUUAUAAUUAUA